AUGACGGCGCAAAGCACUUCUCUUUGCACCUUGCCGCCAGAGAUCAGGAUCUCCGUCGCUGGCCACCUUGAUGCAAAAAGUCUGCUUGCGCUCAGUCUGACGUGCAUCCUCUUUCGCCACCAAGUUCAGUUGACUUCGGACCAGCGUCUCCAGAUCCUACUUCAACUCGAGCUCCUUGUUCGAUAUGGCGGUAAAAUGAGAGUCUACGGACAGCGACCGGAAAACGGAGGAGAGCGGUUUGCGACAGCGCAGCAAAUAGCGGAUUGGGGACGGUUUCGAUGGGCGUGCUCCGGAUGCCUGCGCCUGCUGCCUCAUCUUGAGUUUGACAACCGAUUCAUCUUUGGGAGAUCGUACCAGAAGCCAGUACACAUACGCCCGAACGAUCACGUCUGGUCCUGGGAUUCUCGCCUGGAUGAGGUUGACAGGCGAUUGCUCGGUUCGGGAGAGAAGCGUCAUUUGCGCCAAUGCAACGAGUGUCUGUCUCGCGGAAGCUCCUCAUCUCUCCGCUACGUGGACGAAUUCUGCUUGGAUUCUGCAGUAACCACGCCCCCAACUCUGUCCCGUCGUAUUCCGGUUGCCAACAGCCGCCGAAUACGUUGCGCAUCUGCAACAAACAGAUUCUUUCCAGGUUUUCUAGACUUUCUUUCGCGAAGUCUGGAUGAAUCGAAGGAGGCGCCCAGCAAACGGACUGUGCAGUACCUCGGAUACCACUCACGGCUAUACCCUGUUCGCUCUGUUAAAUGCUACCUACUUCGUUGCCCGUCAUGUGAACGAUGGAAGGAGUUACGAUCUUUUCCCGUCCCGUGUAACGUCUCCUAUUGGAGCGUUAAUACGGAAUCGACUAAAGAGAGGCUGUUUGUUUCGUCUGAUCGCGUGCUGCAGUUUGACGAGCACCACCCCAUUAAUUUUGGCUGCAUGGCGUGUCUAAUUACCAAAGGAAACGACCAUGACUCUAUUGCUGACGUGGUGCUGACCCUGUUUCAAAGCGAGAUGGAUCUUGCGAUCAGGGCCGAGGAACAACGCUUGGAGGUUGGUUGGUACACGAUGACAGAAUUCAUCAAGUCCGAGUGGCCCGAAUCCGUCCGCCAGGAGCUGGAGAUAGUCAAGGGAGUUCUGGACGAAAGCAGGCAGGGAGGCACGAAUCUAGAUUUGCGGCAACUGGGAAACUCUCGAAGAAAGCUCCGGGAUUUCAUGGAUGAGGUUUCUAGAGACCCUUCGUUUCGACGCGACUGCUGUUCGCAGAGUUGCCCACGGUCGACGGUGGUGGCAUUUGUGAGGUACUACGAUGCCACAGUCGAGGAAAUAGAUUGGCUCCACGAAGCAAAGGCGGCAAUAGAAGCGACGCCCGAGCUUUUGAUUAACUGGGCGUUGGAUCCGCAGAACAUGGACAAACCGCCAUGGGACCAACCCGACCUUCCGGUGCGGAAUUUUAGCUCUGAUGAAAACUAA
Molecule: messenger RNA, 1449 nt
Organism: Clonostachys rhizophaga
Lineage: Eukaryota; Fungi; Ascomycota; Sordariomycetes; Hypocreales; Bionectriaceae
Source: the annotation of a GenBank genome assembly